Aricia agestis (brown argus) is the source of this 2559-nucleotide messenger RNA. RefSeq names its product akirin-like. The record is from RefSeq and is a predicted model, not a curated record. Gene Ontology annotation, molecular function: transcription coregulator activity. The transcript is spliced from 5 exons. Gene Ontology annotation, biological process: positive regulation of innate immune response; positive regulation of transcription by RNA polymerase II. The coding region runs from base 234 to 818 and encodes 194 amino acids. NCBI's taxonomy places the organism in Eukaryota, Metazoa, Arthropoda, Insecta, Lepidoptera, Lycaenidae. Gene Ontology annotation, cellular component: chromatin; nucleus.
ACAAAUGAAAAAUCAUCUGAAAUUGUUUUGGAUUUGGGAAGCAGUGAAAGAAGCGAAUUCUUAUCUAAAUAUUUCUUUGUAAUCCUUUUAGUUAUAACUAUACACAAUUUCGUUUUUGCAAAUUAAGUGCUCUUUUAAAAUAUAUAAUAUCGUUAUUUUGUUCGCGACUGGUUUGUGAUAAAUAUAAUUUGUUGUUUCGGAUCCGAGAAGACGUUCGCUGGGCGUAAAAGAAAAUGGCGUGUGCUACACUAAAAAGGAGUUUCGACUGGGAUGUCUCCAUGUCUCAGACACCCUCAAAGAGGCGAAGAUGCGCCCCUAUUUCUAAAAGUCCCGGAAUUAAAGUAGAACCGACAACGACAAAUUCCAUAUUCGGAGAAAGUGUAUGUGCUUCAGCAAAAUUAUCCCCAGAGCGUCUCCUCAAAGACUUGUGCGAUGAGAUGAAACGGCUGCAACGCCGUCGGCAGCUGAAGCUAGCCUCUGGUGCUAAUGCCUCCUGCUCCUCCUCCAGUGGCAGCGAGGGGGACUCCUCCCCCACGCACCACUCUUUCUCCACGAGCAGCAAACAACAAGUACACAAGGCACUAUUCACAUUCAAACAGGUGCGUCUGAUCUGCGAGCGCAUGCUCCGCGAGCAGGAGGCAGCGCUGCGAGCCGAGUACGACUCCGCACUCAACAGCAAGCUCGCCGAGCAGUAUGAGGCUUUCGUCCGCUUCAACAUCGACCAGGUGCAACGCCGGCCUCCACCAUCCACCUGCAUACCUUUAGGAAUGGACACCGAACACAUGCAUCAAGAUCUUGUACCCAGCUAUCUGUCGUAAUGGCGUUUCCGCUUGCGUGAAAUUGCAGAUAUAUCAAGACAAACAUAUUUUGAUAUAUGUGAAAAUUAUAUGCGGGAAUAUCUAGAAUAUCCGAAUGACUCAAUAUAUACAUUGUGAUUGCGGACGGGACCGCUGCUGGGCAGACGCAGUAUUACAGUGAUAUGUUCAUGUAACUAACACUGAAGAUUGUAUAGAGGCUUGUAAUUAUAGUCUAUGCUGUGAGACAACCCACAAAACUUCACUCACAAAUUUCUAUGAAGUUUUGUGACUCGUCAUAUAGCUUACAUUCAUUUACCAUGCAUGUUAAGUUUUAAGUGAGCCAGCAAAUUUGACCAAUGACGUUAUAUUCACUAAGAGCAAUUCAGUUAGAAUGCGCCAUUGGUCAAUUUGUAAUUAACGCUGAUUCACUAUAAACUUAACUGGAAUGCACUUACAGUUUAAAAGAAAAAGGCUAGUCGGUGGCGCAUUUGUCAGAAAAUGCGCUAAGCCACUAACAGUUCAAGCACAAAAUGAUAUUGCCACAAACACAAACAUUGUGUGUCCUGUUCCUAUAUUUAUGUAUUGUUUUCAAGGAUGAAGGAGCCCUAUAUUAUCUUCAUAGUGUACAUCAUAGUAAUAUACAAAUCCUAAAUAAGUAAUUAACGUAAUAUAAUAGAAGUGAAUCGAUUUUUAAGUCAAUACCUGCUUGAAACCUACCUAGAUUUAAGCCAUUCCUCUUGAGAGAUAUUAUACUGCUAUAGAGGUCAUGGUGUCUUGAAGACAACAUGAGGCAAUUUGACGUGAUAGUUUCAUCAAUGAAACCCUAUAAUACAGCAGAGUCUACACAAAAUCACUCUGACAUUGGCGACUCACUGAGGGCGCCAUUACUAAAACUAAUAUUUUAAACACGAAUUUAUUUCCAAAAAAGACAAAGCAAAUGAAAGUCGCUGACUUAAAAGUUGAUUCGCCAAACAGCAGUGGGUCCCUGGGUUGUUCAUGCCACGUUAAUAUAAAUUAGCUUAUAACGCUUUAGAUAAGAUUUGCUGGCAUAAUUGUGUUCAUAGACUGAAAACCGUGAGCCGGAAGUGGCUAAGGCGAUAUGAUAUCCAUGUUUUUUUAUAUUACGACGGGGGUGGCAUGCGAGCGACUCGCGAAAGCCCCCCGGUUAGUCUUAAAGUAACUUACAGAAAUAAAUUCACACAGAGUGCCUGUUAAUCCUUCUCAUGUGUUGAUUGCAAAUUAGUCAUAAUUUUUUUUUGUUUUAAUUUAAUUUACUUUACAGUGUUGUCUACUAGUUUUAGUACAAUUUUUCUUAUAUUAUCGAUGCAAUAAUCCUCCCAUGUUAAAACAUUGAUGAUUCUUAAACUAGUAAAUAUGAUACAAAAUUAUGAAGUAAAAGUAAGUGUCGAAAAUAAAUUUGUUAAAAUUACUCAAGUUUUCUUUCAGCGAAUUAUUUUAGACUACUGAGAUCUAGGUGUAUAUUUAUUUUUAAGUUAUUUUAUUCUCAGUUUCGUGUGCAGCACGAGUCAGUCCACUACUGAGCUGGGAAUAUCGUGUUUCGACCAUCAUUGGGCUUUUUUGUUUACUAUUUUUAGUUAGGAAAUUUUAUUGAGUAAAAAACAGGAUAUUAUUAUGAUUUUGUUACCAAGCAAUUAUUCAAUAAAACAAAUAGGAUAGGUCUUUUUUAAAUUGUAUUAUCAGCUCAUUAUUAGUAGGUUAUUGGCGUUUAAGAACUGAAAAUAAACUAGCUAAACACCACUAA